CCUUGGAAUUCCACAAUGAUUUGUUAUCGGUGACAUACAUGUAGAUUACGAGUAUAUCAAAUCUCACCGUCACCGAUCCAAUUCGUUAGAUAUUUUAUUUCAUUGAUUGAAAUUUAAUAAUGUUAAAUGACAUUGUUGACAAUUCUUGUUUAAACGAGGAAGUAUAACGUAGACUAUUUCCCGGUUUCCCUGAUAUUGUAGAAAAUCAACAUGAGAAACAGAAAAUUGGAUAGUAAAGCAACACAAAAGAAGCCGCUUACAAAGAAUUCACCAUUAAAAAAUGGAAAGAUACAAAAUGACUUCAAACGAGAUUCAACACCCGUAUUUACUAUAAUUAUAAUUGUUCUAUUUUUAUCCGUUCUAUUUGGUGCUUUGUAUGUUUUUCAAUCAAUGUCUGCAGCGUCAGAUGAAAGUGGAGAAACGAACUUUGUGACGGAUCCAUCAAAAAUGCAGAAAAGAUCUGACAAACAGUCAGAUACGUUAGCCAAUAAAACACCAAAAAGUGAGAAACAAACUGAAACAAUAUCUGAUAAUACUCAAAGCAUUGAUAAAACUUUUCCAACCGACAAUGUUCAAAAGCAUGACAAUUCAAAAAGUGUUUCUCCAUCUGAAAAGGUGAAACCUCAGACUAGACAAGGAAUUGAUCCAAAAAUUGAAGAAGAAAUGAAUAAGUUUAAAAGUACUUUACAAACAGGGAUGUCACCUAAAAAGAUUUUUGCAGACGGCAGAAGAUUGCCGCCAGUAGAAUUACUGCCUCAGAAGCCUAAUAACAGUUCUGUAAAAGUGUAUCUGUAUGAUGAGUUUUUGUCAGAGGCGGAAUGUGACGGGUUGAUGAAAGCACACAACAGACACGUGACAGAAAUAUCGAAAAAAGAUCCAAUCGUAUGUUUUGACACUGUCAACACAUUACGUCAACAUUUAAAAGCAGCUGGAGUCAACCGCAAAGUAUCUCCUAACGAUUUUAUGCCAGGUACAACUUGCUUGGAUAAAACAUUUUCUUCUGAUUUUAAAGACCAUAUACAUUCUAACUGGAGUUACAGUACAGCGUUUUACCGUGGAGAAAGUAGGUUCUCUAACGUGUUCGAGUAUCGAGUUAAAGAAGCUACAGCAUUGAAACCAGAAAAUGGCGGGAAAUUUCAAAUCACAUCAUACCCUUUAAAUGUUGGUUAUAAGUUACACACUGACUGUAUAGAAGACAACGAAGAUAAAAGAGACAGAGUAGCCACUAUUUUAGUUUAUCUACAAGACGUAGAAGAAGGAGGCGAAACACAAUUCCCAGAACUUGGGAUAUGGGUGAAGCCGAGAAAGGGGAGAGCUUUAGUAUGGAACAAUAUGAACGAGAAAGGCAAAUGUGAACAUCUGUCAAUUCACCAAGCUGCCAAGGUCACUAAAGGUCAUAAGUUCAUUCUACAAAGAUGGUAUUAUUAUACAAGUUUUUAUUCUCUUGGUAAAAGACCACCAGAACCACACAUACCCGUGAUGGAGUCGGGUACACCUAGAGUGUCAUGUGAUGAGUAUGCGCAUGGCAGCUGUCGGUGGUACGACGAAUGGAACUAUGACCAUAUUAUUGAAUAUCAAAAACAAAAAAUUACACUUAUUUAAAUAACAAAAUAAUGUAGAUA
Molecule: messenger RNA, 1622 nt
Organism: Mytilus trossulus (common blue mussel)
Lineage: Eukaryota; Metazoa; Mollusca; Bivalvia; Mytilida; Mytilidae
Exons: 7
Coding region: 211-1602 (463 amino acids)
Biological process (GO): peptidyl-proline hydroxylation to 4-hydroxy-L-proline
Cellular component (GO): endoplasmic reticulum
Molecular function (GO): L-ascorbic acid binding; procollagen-proline 4-dioxygenase activity; iron ion binding
Source: RefSeq, a predicted model, not a curated record